This is a messenger RNA of Chelonoidis abingdonii (Abingdon island giant tortoise), 5492 nucleotides long. The record is from RefSeq and is a predicted model, not a curated record. Lineage: Eukaryota; Metazoa; Chordata; Testudines; Testudinidae.
GCCGCGCCCUGCCCUACCCCGGGCCCUGGCUGUAGCCUGCUGGGCUCUCCUGGUGCAGGGCCAGGCUGGCUCAGGCAGACCCGUUCCUUGGGCAGGGGGGUGUCGCUGCUUUCCACAGAGGCAGGGCCUGGUGCGGUGACUGGAGCUGACUGGCCCCAGCUCUCCUACAGGCAGACCCGGGCCAGGAACAGUCCACGGAGUCCCACAUCCCUCGGGCUGGGCACUGAAUGCCCAGAGCCUGGGGAUGGGGAGGGUCUGAUGGGGGCUGGUGGCUGCUCGAGGCACAGCAGAAGGCAGAGGGAUGCUCCUGGCCUUGCCUUCGUUCAUGCGGGGCCUGGGCAGCGAGGCGCAAUGCCAGGCUCAUGCAUGCUGUCCAUUGCCCACUCUGCUCGGUGGUGGGAGGCUUCCACCUGGCGUGGAACCGCGCCUGGAAAGCAAGCGCUGAGGGUUCUUGUGUUCUGUGUCUGUUGCACGUGCUGCUGGUACCUAGUUGGGGUUACUGAGGCAGGCGAGGACCCAGGGAUGCUGUUCCUUGUGAUAGUUUCACCCCCGGAUGCUACUUCAGAAAACACCUGUUGCUCGUUUGCUUCCCAAGCCCUGGGGCUGAGAACUCCCCAGCCCUUCCUGCCCUUGAAUUCCAUGUAACGAGGGGUUCCCUCCAGCAGUCGGGGCCCUCCACCGGGCCUGACGCAGCUGGAGAUGCCAUGGACGCGUUUGGUUCAUUUACCACCAAUCUGGGUCUGCCAGGGUCUGGGCAUGUUUCUGCAGCUGGGGGCCUCUCUCACCCCCCGCGCACUCACGUCCUGAAUGUUGGCCCUACCUGGAAUGUAGAUGUCAUGGGCCAAGUUUGUGGCUGGUGCAAGGGAGUGGAGUUAAUGGAGCUUACACCAGGGAUGUCCUUGGUGAUGUAUCACUGAACCCCGGGUGCGAGAAGGAUGGGUGUCUGGCUCUAGCAUCUGUUCUGCUCACUGUGCAGCUGCUCUGGGGUGGACCUGGGAUGGGACCAGAGGAUUCUGCUGCAGAAAGGGCACUCCCCCAUUUAACAGGGAGCUUCAGUCAGCUGGCUGCAGCCUUCCCAGGCAAGCGGAAGCGUCUCCCUGGCCUGGAGCGGCCCCCAUGCCGACUGAGAGUCGCUUGGAUCCUCACUCGUAUGCACUAGUGCUCUUGGCUGGGUCCUGAACACGCCAUGCUCAUGCCAGCAAAGAUCGACCCAAUGAGCUCAGCCGUUGGGGCUCCUUAGGGGAGCUUUCCCUUGGCCUGUAAGUUGACAAAGGUCCUGGCAGGUGCAGGGGGCUGCGUGGCUUGGUUGGUUUUGCCACAUGAAAGCGAAGGAAGAAUCCUGGAGCAGAGGGGUUGCACAUGCAGGUCCUUGGACACCAGUCUUCCCAGAAAGCCACCCUGGUGCUCGGCCUGUGAUCUGGUGCAGCUAGCCAGGAAGCUUCGGUUAGUGCUCCUUCAGCCGGAAGGCAAAGCCCUGCAAUGUUUCCCACUAGUGGCUAAGCUGGAGCCAGGCGAAGGGCCUUGGCAUGGUUCAUCACCAUACAGUCUAACAACUUGUGAAAUCUUGUGGCUCACACUUGUGAUCAGCUGGAAACUCCUUCCAAGCAGCAGGAGCUUAAAGGGGAAGUGUUCAUUUAAAAUUCUUCUUGGGCAAAGAUAUUGCCUUCCUGUUGAGCGCUGUAGGGGGUCUCAGCGCCUGGUCCUUGCUGUCCUGUGUGCUGCUUGCACUUCAUUAGUCUUGGACAAUGACCGUUCUUCUCUGUCUAAUGUGGAGGACAUGCCCUUCGGGUUGCUGCAAGUGACUGGGUCCGUUUCCCUGCUAGGGUUUGCAUGAGUUGCAGGUGUUUGAGCUGCAAAACACACAGGGGAAUGUUGAAAUCGGCACAAAAAACUGUCUCAAUUGGAAAAACAAAACCAAGUCCCUGUGUGUGGCAUUAGGGGUAUAUGUUUGUCCACGUGGGAAGCGGCUGCCUGAGUUAAUUCCCCAGCAUCCACGGGGCCAGCGCUGGUUGGGAGUGGACAAGAUGCCUGGAUGCACAUUAAGCUCCAUUGUGAGGAGCUGCUUGCGUCCCGAUUUCUUUUGUUCGCACCAACCCGGCUGUGGUCUCCCAGGGUGAUGUGAGGAGUCUAGCGUGUUCUCUGAAGCAUCUGUUCUCUCCGCUCCCAGGUUCCGCUACUACCAGAACGUCUGCACCCAGAGUUAUUCCUACGUGUGGUGGGACUGGCCUCGCUGGGAGAGAGAGAUUGACUGGAUGGCGCUCAACGGCAUCAACCUGGCGCUGGCGUUUACUGGGCAGGAGGCUGUUUGGCAGCGGGUGUAUCUGUCCUUGGGCCUGAACCAGUCUGAAAUAGAUGAGUACGUCACCGGGCCUGCCUUCCUCGCCUGGAACCGCAUGGGGAACCUGCACACCUGGGCAGGGCCCUUGCCUCUGUCCUGGAACCUAAAGCAGCUGUACUUGCAGUACAGGAUCCUGGAGAGGAUGCGGUCGUUGGGAAUGAUCCCGGUGCUGCCGGCGUUCGCGGGGCACGUCCCCAGGGGUGUCUUGAGGGCUUUCCCUCGAAUAAACGUCACUCGGCUUGGGAGCUGGAGCAACUUUGACUGCGCCUACUCGUGCGCCUACCUCCUGGACCCCGGAGACCCCAUGUUCCAGGUGAUCGGGACCCUCUUCCUGAAGGAGCUGAUCAGAGAGUUCGGCACGGAUCACAUCUACAGUGCAGACACCUUCAAUGAGAUGAGCCCCCUGUCCUCCGAUCCUGCCUACCUCUCGGGGGUCAGCGCUGCCGUCUUAAGAUCCAUGACCGCAGCCGACCCUGACGCGCUCUGGCUCAUGCAGGGCUGGCUCUUCCAGAACCAGCCUGACUUCUGGCAGCCGGCGCAGGUGCGGGCCCUGCUGCGUGGCGUGCCCAGUGGCAGAAUGAUCGUGCUGGAUCUCUUUGCGGAGUCCAAGCCCGUGUACCAGCGGACAGAGUCCUUCUACGGGCAGCCCUUCAUCUGGUGUAUGCUGCACAACUUCGGCGGCAACCAUGGCCUCUUCGGCAUGAUGGAGAGCAUAAACCGGGGCCCCUUCGACGCCCGGCGCUUCCCCAACUCCACCCUGGUGGGCACCGGCCUGGCCCCGGAGGGCAUCGAGCAGAACGACAUGGUCUAUGAGCUGAUGAGCGAGCUGGGCUGGCACCAGGAGCCGCUUGACCUCCAGCAGUGGGUUGCCAACUACGCUGAGCGGCGCUACGGCACCAGGAAUGAGGAGGCCGCCAGCGCCUGGCAGCUGCUGCUCCGCAGUGUCUACAACUGCUCGGGGCCCUGUGUCAACCACAACCACAGCCCACUGGUGCGCCGCCCAUCCCUGCGCAUGGCCACGGAGCUGUGGUACAACAAGAGUGACGUCUACGAGGCCUGGCGCCUGCUGCUGGGCGCCGCUGCUGAGCUGGGGGCCAGCCCCACCUUCCGCUACGACCUGGUGGACGUGACCCGGCAAGCCGUGCAACAGCUGGUGAGCGAGUACUACCUGGAGAUCAAACAAGCCUUUGAGAGCCGCUCGCUGCUGGAGCUGCUGACUGCCGGCGGGGUGCUGCUGUACGACCUGCUUCCGGAGCUGGACAGCCUCCUGGCCAGUGACCCCCACUUCCUGCUGGGCCGCUGGCUGGAGCAGGCUCGGGCCACAGCCACCAGUGACAAGGAAGCCGAGCUGUACGACCUGAACGCCCGCAACCAGGUGACGCUGUGGGGGCCCAACGGCAACAUCUUGGACUAUGCCAACAAGCAGCUCGGGGGGCUGGUGCUGGACUAUUACCGGGUGCGCUGGAGCCUCUUUGUCUCAGCGCUGGUGGAGAGCCUGAACACCGGCACCCCCUUCCACCAGGAGCAGUUCAACCAAGCCGUCUUCCAGCUGGAAAGGGGUUUCAUCUACAAUGGCAAGCGCUACCCCUCCCAGCCAGCCGGCAACACGCUGGAGAUCGCCAGGAAGAUCUUCCUCAAGUAUUAUCCCCACGCCAUGCGGCGUGGCCGGGCGGGGGCUGCGUGAGGGCCGGCGGCUCUGUGUCACAGGGACCGUCCGGGGAUGGGAUGGCGUCUCUGUGGCUGGCCCGGUCUCUUCCACACCGGAGAUGCUGGUCCCACCAGCUUCUGUCUCUCCCCCUCUCCCUCCCAAGCCUCUGCCAGAGCCUGAACCAAGGCCAUGGACCCAAAGGGAAACCGAGCAGGUAGCCUCGUGCUGCUUGUGAGCGACGCUGCUGCGUGGGCAGGAGCAGGACCGGGCAGGACCUGCCCAUGGAGCGCAGUGAGCUGGGGAAUGAGCUCUCGGGGAAAGGACUAGAGGGACUGAUCCUGCACUGGCCCUCAGGGCGCUGGGAUGCUCUGACCUGACCCGUGUCUCCUUGCGGCUUGGAGACUGAUCCCAGUGUCUGGGGGAGGCAGCUGGAUUGUGGGGCAGAGGGUGGAUGAGGCCUGCUGCAGGGGCAGGCGGGACAGAGGCUGAGAAUGCUGAUCCCUUCGGGCAGGGGAUUCGCAGGAGGAGGCAGGGACAGACAUUGGGAUACUGUGGUGCUGGGUGCAGACCUGAAAUGGGCACAUGUGGGUAGUGCCCCCUUGUAGGUGAUGCCCUAGCUGCUAUAGGCUGAAAAACAACCAGUGCAGUUUCCCCGCCAGGGCUUCGGGAGCUCUGAGGAGGGAAUCGGUUCUGAACAGGCUGAGGGGCAGGAAAUGCAGCGGGACCCUCCCAAGCUCUUGGUCCGGGGAGGGGAGUUUAACACACUGCUAUUCAGGGCUUUAAAGAACAAAAAUCAGGGAGGCCGGAAAGCUCCAAUCCUGCUGCUUUGGUGCCAUUGCAAAGUGUGUGCUGCAGCCGGCUCCCUGCGUAUCUCAGCCCCUGCCCAGGCUAGGAGGAGGCACUGCAUCGCCCGCAGCUCCCAUCUGUCCCUGGCUAAGGGUGCUGCCUCAACUUCUCCUGUUCCCCCUUUGCCCCCCUCCCCCCCAGAACUGCCUCCCAGCCCCUGGCUGUUCCAAGGGCUGGCCCCACUCCUCUCCCCACAUGCCCUCACCUUUGGUCUCAGAACAGUGGCUCACCCACAUGGGGUUAUUCCUAGUGCUAGGGUCUGUCCGGAUGGGGGCCGGCUCCCCACUCCGUGCCUUUGGACUAAACAGAAACAGACGUUGGGAAUAUAUUUUUACAAGGACAGUAUAUUUUUACACCAGGGACCCCCCCACUAGUCCCCCCCCUUCUGUGCCUUGCCCCCUUCCCGCACCAGCAUGUGAGCUCCCAAGCAGAACUGGCAGGUGUCUGAAUUCCUCCUUGCAUCUGGUUCUGGUUGCUGCCAGCCUCUCGCUCUGGGGAGUGAGGGCUGCUGCCGGAGCACGGCUCUGGGAUGCAGUGGGACUCUCCCUCUUUUAGCCGAAUGAUUUUUAUAUGCUUGUGUAUGUUGAUUUGAACUGGCAGCACUUUUCGGAGACUGAUGCCUGGACUGUGCAUGCCAAUUAAAGACCUGAAGUCCAUUCA